Ophidiomyces ophidiicola is the source of this 4173-nucleotide messenger RNA. RefSeq names its product SPT3 Dosage dependent suppressor of Ty-induced promoter mutations-like protein (gene SPT23). The transcript has 3 exons. The coding region runs from base 1 to 4173 and encodes 1390 amino acids. Lineage: Eukaryota; Fungi; Ascomycota; Eurotiomycetes; Onygenales; Onygenaceae. Gene Ontology annotation, molecular function: double-stranded DNA binding; protein binding; transcription coregulator activity. The record is from RefSeq and is a predicted model, not a curated record. Gene Ontology annotation, biological process: regulation of transcription by RNA polymerase II. Gene Ontology annotation, cellular component: nucleus.
AUGCGUCCACAGGACAAUUCUAGCGUUGAACCGCUCAUUUUUGAUAGUGAUAUGGGAAGCCUAGACGAGGAGAGCGACCUUCGCUACUUCAAUCCGUCAGUGCUGCGCGCCUCUCCGCCCACUGGCCUUGAGCUCGACGACCUUUUCUUGCGUCCCCCGAGUACCACACAAAUGUCUGAUGCAUUCUCCGAUUUGACAUCGAAGGCUCCUCGGACUGUACCGCCUGACGCCACAGACUCAAAAUUAUCACCUCCUGGUGCUCGAUCAGAAUCUCCAGAAGACUCCAGUAAUGGCUCGCUAAGCGGCUCGCCUUUUUGCCAUGGUCGAAAUACGUCUUUUGUUUCAAGUUCAUCUGAAGUAUUCAGCCCUAUAACUAUUGAGCCGGAGAAGUUGUUUUCGACCUGGCCUACUCCCGCGGCUCUUUCUCUCGGAGAUAGUGCCUUCGAUGGCAUAGAUAGCUCGGCAACUUUGUUGGCUAAAGGGGAAUGCCGUACCGAUGCAGAAAUUGCAAGGAGCAAUAAGAUGAUGGAUUCUGCAUUUGAUUUUGAUAGUGCCGCUAGUAGCCCUAGCCCAUUAACCACUGAACACGCUUUGGACGCAAAGCACAUCACUUUAGGCUCAGGGGAAAUGGUGAACACAGGAAAGCCGAUAUGCAAGGUGGACACAUCUUUACCAACGCAAACUGCUUCUCCCUUUAUUUUCAAGCAAGCGCCUGAUAUGUAUUCUGCAUAUUCUAAACAGCAAAAUGGGUUUAGGUUUUGGACAGGCGUCCCACCUCAUAGUGAAUUAAAAGGGCCUUUUGGUGGUAUCAAGAUGAAUGGUGCAUCCCCAUUGAAUGCCACGUUAUCUCCAAGCUUGAAUUUUAAAUAUUCGAAUGGACUUGACGCUGGAAGCUACCACUCAGCGGCCGUUUUUCCGAUGGGCGAUUCAAAUCCCAUGUUUCACCCUGCUUUUCCGCUAGAGAGCUAUAUUCCCCCACAGCUAACGGUUCACCCUACGUCCUUAAAGUCCCGCGUGGAAACACAGAUACCAAUAAAAUUGACAUUGCAUCCAAUGCCGCGUGGAGUCAAGAAAUUGCGCCUUCCUAGCUACACGAUUUCAAAACCGAAAUUCUUUGCAAAACCCGAAACAACAUCGUGUUCUCCUGAUACAUUUGAUCUUAGCGUCGCUGUUGUUUGUACUAGUGCGAUGCAAGAUGAAGAACGGAGGCAAAGAGCUUUUGCUAGAGCGCGGGGCGAGCAAUUAUCCCCAAAGACUUCGAAAAAGGAGGACAGUAACGAGGACCUGCAGAAUGACGAAGAUAGCCCUCUAAAAGGUGGCGAAGUCAAGAUCUGUCCUGGUUGCAUUCAGCGAGAACGGAAACGAGCGUCUCGAAAGAAGCAAAGGAAGCCAGAGGAAGAUGAAAUGUUUCAAAAAGACGAAGAUAAGCGAGUAAUUGUUUUCAAUACCACUGAGAUAAAAGAUUGGGUUGACCCGCCGAGGGCGACUUCUCCCCUUGGUGCAGAUGCAAGUUCUCCUACACCUCUCUUAGGAUCAAUGCAAGUCGAACUGCCAAUGAGAAUUGCUUGUUAUUGCCGGCACCAAGGGGAAAAACUGGGAUUUCAGGUCAUAUUUACUAUCAAGGACUAUACGGGGGCCGUGAUUGCCCAGCAAAUGACCAAUUCCAUAAUGAUUACUGAUGACCACAAGACUCAUGCCCCUGCAAGUCAAAUCCCAAUAAACCCGGGGCUAUCGGAUGCUUCAAACGGCAAACUCUUCACGAACGGCUCUAUAGAUAUGGGCAAACAGUUCGUCCAUCAGGUUCCAUUCAAGUUAUCCCAGUCAGCGACGGAUCUACAAGCUCUUCGAAAGCAGCACUAUACUCCUGUGACUGGGCCUCUUGGAAUAUCUCAAGCCACCCAUUCAGCACUUGGCACUUCUAGUUCUCGUGGCUUGUCAAGGCAAGCUCCCUUAGCGGAUGUGCACGGACCAUCGCCAAAACGAAGAAAGCCGAGUACUGUUGCUAAAAUUCCUAGUGGUGUUGUUGCCUUGACUAAAAUGGAACCUGCUGUAUCGACAACAACACAAAAGCCCGGAUCCUCUUCAUCCACACCUUUGCAGCCACACGCAAUUCCAGCAAAAGUACAACAUGAACAACAGCCCUUCGUGAUGCCUUCUUCUAUGGUAACCCAAUUUGGAAAUGGCCCACCGACGCCAAUCACUACAGAUUCGGCUUUUUUUAGUCCGAGAAGCCAGCCUCAGAACCUUGACACUUUCUCGCAGCAAUCUCUCAUUUCGGCCCCGAAUUCAGCCCAACCUAGCCGCCCUGGAACUCCCAGUGGAUCUUCGCGUCCAGACCCUCAAGACCAGACAGUACAUACUAUUCAAAACACAAAUUUGCCACCUCAAAUGUGGAGUAUUCCGCCCAACCCACCCCAGCAAAUCCCCCCUAUGAUCCAUAAACUCAUUCCAGGAGAAGGCUCAAUUAUUGGUGGCAGUGAAGUGACAAUAUUGGGCAACGGGUUCUUUCCCGGCAUAGAAGUUGUUUUUGGUGAUACUUUGGCAACAGCUACUACAUUCUGGGCAGAUAAGUGUUUGAGUUGCGUCACUCCACCCGCCGUGCAGGUCGGCUUUGUUCCAGUUGUGUUCAAGCAUGAACAUCCACACUUUGGUCAAGUCCAGUCAACGCAGUCAAUGAUACCUAAACAGCAAAUUUUGUUCCGGUAUUUUGACGACCAGGAACACCAAAUAUGUCGUCUUGCAUUAAACAUCCUGGCACAGAAACUUGGAAAUCCAAAUGAUGAUGCCUAUCAAACCGCUCAACGGAUCAUGGGGCGCGACCCAGGUCGUUCGUGGAAUUACCAAGGCGGCUUUCAAAAUGGGCAGCAACGAGGUGGUAAUUCAUCUUCGCAGGGCGGCAACAUGUCGGAAUUAGAUGCGAAAAUGCUUGUUUACCUCGAAUUCAUCGAUCUAGAUGAUACGCCCGGCGCACCAAAGUUUAAUCUUCAGUCGACCUCUGGACAAACUCUUCUACACUUUGCUUCAUCGUUAGGUCUUACCCGUUUUGUUGCCGGAUUACUUGCGAGGGGUGCUAGCCCUGAUGUACAAGAUAACAAUGGAAAUUCACCGCUUCACCUUGCAGCAAUCAGUGGUCAUACCCAUAUUGUUCACCGCCUACGACUCUCUGGUGCCAGCGCUGCAGCACGUAACUUCCGUGGGUUUACGCCUGCCGAUCUCGCUUCCUCGUUAGAAGCCCAUCAAGCCGUUCUUGUUCCUCCCCGACACUAUCGGUCAAGGAGUGUUGGUUCAACAUCAUCGAUGCGUAGGGGCUUGAGCUCUGGAUCCCUGAACGAAUUCUGGGAAUCGUCUUUAUCGAACGAAUCCACCGAUUCUACAAGCGAAAUAUCUCUAUCUUCAGAUGAUGAUACUGUUGGAAACAACACUGACAACGUCGCGGUGGACCCUGUGUAUUAUUCUCUGUCGAAACAGCCGAGUAGCACCCCACAUCCCCAGUCUGGUUAUUGUAUUCCAAGCGCUGGAGAAAGCGCCGUUGACUUACCUGAAGCUGUAGCAACGACAGAGAAUGUUCCAGACGCAGACGUUGGGAGAACAUUUUCAGCGCCAGCGGCUCUUCUUGCUUGGCGUAAUCAUCUCGCCGGCCAGAUCAACCACUUCCAGCAGAGCGUGAACCGUGUAUUUCCCAACCUACCCGCAUUGCCUCCGAUGCCUACGUUACCCGACUAUCAAACACAUCCGAUGAUUCAGCGUAUCAGUUCUCUUGUUCCACAUCGCCCUACUACAUCCUGGUCUACCAACAUCAUGAAGGACAGCUGGGACCGAUUGACUGGCAACUCAUCGCCGCCUGCAUAUGAAGAGCUAUAUCCAGGUGGAAGAACUGAGGAGGACCACGAAGUAAAAAAGUCGUCGAUCGUUGAAGCGGCUAUUGAUGCUGUAUUAGACCGACAUUUCGAAGAACAGCCCAAAGCCACAUCAUCUGCUCCCCCCUUGUCAUUUUCUGCUUCUAUAAACGACGAAGUUGAACUCGGUGAUGUGCGCAUCGGACGAAAGAGUAUCUCAAGACAUCAACAAGAACAGCUUCGAAAAGCUCAUGCAUUGAAAAUGAAGAAAAUAAAUAGUGACUGGAAUUUAUUCUGUUUUUGGGUAAGUAAAAAUGCCUUACCGGAUAUUGCUUAA